UCACGUCAACCUUUUGCUUCAGAUGGGCCCGUCUUCCAGGAGACAGGGAAGGGAAAUAUCUGUGAUGGAGCCAGCUCAGAUGCCAGUAACCUUCGAGGAGGUGGCUGUGUAUUUCACCCAGGGGCAGGGGGCUCUGCUGGACCCCGCUCAGAGAGCCCUCUACAGGGACGUCAUGCAGGAGAACUACCAGAUGGUGACCUCGCUGGGAUUCCCCCUUCCCAAACCUGAGCUGAUUGCCCGGCUGGAACGAGGGGAAGAGCCGUGGGUGCCUGAUCUCUGGGACUCCAAGGAAAGAAGUCUUCCGAGAUUCACCCGUACAGCAGGUGCUGAGCGAGGGAGUGAGAAUGAGGAGGGGAAUCAUCAUGAGGAAGUUCCCGGGGAAGUGGAACUGCAGGGGUCCUUUGUUGGAAGAGGUGAAGGGAAUUUUUCCCAGUGCUUGGAGGAGGAAGAGGCCUGGGGAAACUGGCACAGGUCAGAAAGGCUUCUGGAAAACCAUCCAGGGAAGAGAAUGGAUGAAUCUAUUAAUGGCGGGAAAGGAGACAAGGAUCCCAGAGCACAGCAGACAAAUUCAAAGGAAAAGACACCCGGGCACUACCCUCAAUGUGGGAAACGAUUCAUUGUGAGAUCACAGCUUGUGACCCAUCAGACAAUCCAUACUGGAGAGAAACUCCUUCAAUGCUUGGAAGAUGGGGAAAGCUUCAAUAAUCUCUCAGAUCUUAAUAACCAUGGGAGCAGCCACACUGGAGAGGGAACCUGUCAAUCCCUCGAAUGGGGGAAAUGUAUCAUUUUGAAGACACAAAUAAUUAGACAUCAGGCAAUCCACACAGGAGAGAGACCCCACAAGUGCUUGGACUGUGGGAAAAGUUUCAAAAGAAGGUCACACCUAGUUCGUCAUCAGGCAAUCCACACAGGAGAAAGACCCCACAAGUGCUUGGACUGUGGGAAAAGUUUCAUAAGAAGGUCACACCUUGUUAAACAUCAUGCAUUACACACAGGGGUGAGACCACAUAAGUGCUUGGAUUGUGGGAAAAGUUUCAUACAAGGGUCAGACCUUGUUCAACAUCAGGAAAUCCACACAGGAGAAAGACCCCACAAGUGCAUGGACUGUGGGAAAAGUUUUAUAAGAAAGUCAAACCUUGCUAAUCAUCAGGCACUCCACACAGGAGAGAGACCCCAUAUGUGCUUGGACUGUGGGAAAAGUUUCAUACAAAGGUCAGACCUUGUUCAACAUCAGGCUAUCCACACAGGAGAAAGACCCCACAAGUGCUUGGACUGUGGGAAAAGUUUCGUACAGAGGUCACACCUAGUUCGCCAUCAGGCAUUACACACGGGAGAGCGACCCCACAGUUGCUUGGACUGUGGGAAAAGUUUCAUAAGGAGGUCGAACCUUGUUCAACAUCAGGCAGUCCACACAGGAGAGAGACCCCACAAGUGCUUGGACUGUGGGAAAAGUUUCAUACAAAGGUCACACCUUGUUCAACAUCAGGUAAUCCACACAGGAGUGAGACCCCACAAGUGCUUGGACUGUGGGAAAUGUUUCAAAGUGAGGUCACACCUAGUUCGCCAUCACGCUUUACACACAGGAGAGCGACCCCACAGGUGCUUGGACUGUGGGAAAAGUUUCAUUAGAAGAUCGAACCUUGUUCAACAUCAGGCAAUCCACACAGGAGCAAGACCCCACAAGUGCUUGGACUGUGGGAAAAGUUUCAUAUGGAGGUCUGACCUCAUUAAACAUGGAAGAAACCACACAGGAUCUAAACUUCUGUGACACAUGGCAAGAAAGGGUUAAGCAACUUGCAUGUAAUUGACUCAGGGUCAACAUUUAGAGAGAGAUUUUAGAAGUGUGUCCACUUUAGAUAAGCUAGAGUUUGAAAUGUAAAUGUGUAUUUUUGAAAACUUGGAAGAAGACGGCAAGUCACGUAUCAGUAACCUAAUUGCCUUCUAUGAUGAGAUAACUGGCUCUGUGGAUGAGGGAAAAGCAGUGGAUGUGUUAUUCCUUGAUUUUAGCAAAGCUUUUGAUAUGAUCUCCUACAGUAUUCUUGCCAGCAAGUUAAAGAAAUAUAGUCUGGAUGAAUGGACCAUAAAGUGGAUAGAAAGCUGGCUAGAUCGUCAGGCUCAACGCAUAGUGAUCAAUGGCUCCAUGUCUAGUUGGCACCCGGUAUCAAGUGGAGUGCCCCAGGGGUCGGUCCUGGGGCCGGUUUUGUUAAGUGUCUUCAUUAAUGAUGUAGAGGAUGACGUGGACUGCUCCCUCAUCAAGUUUGCAGAUGACACUAAACUGGGAGGAGUGGUAGAUAAGCUGGAGGGUAGGGAUAGGAUACAGAGGUACCUAGACAAAUUAGAGGAUUAAGCAAAAAUAAAUCUGAUGAGGUUCAACAAGGAUAAGUGCAGAGUCCUGCACUUAGGAUGAAAGAAUCCCAUUCACUGCACAGACUAGGGACCGAAUGGCUAGGUAGUAAUUCUGCAGAAAAGGACUUGGGGUUACAGUGGAUGAGUAGCUGGAUAUAAGUCAAUAGUGUGCGCUUGUUGCGAAUAAGGCUAACGGCAUUUUGGGCUGUACAAGUAGGGGCAUUGCCAGCAGAUCGAGGUACGUGAUCAUUCCCCUCUAUUCAACAUUGGUGAGGCUUCAUCUGUAAUAUAGUGUUCAGUUUUGGGCCCCACACUACAAGAAGGAUGUGGAAAAAUUGGAAAGAGUCCAGCAGAGGGCAACAAAAAUGAUUAGGGACCUAGAGCUCAUGGCUUAUGAGGAGAGGCUGAGAGAAUUGUUUAGUCUACAGAAGAGAAGAAUGAUGGGGUAUUUGGUAGCUGCGUUAAAGUACCUGAAAGGGGGUUCCAAAGAGGGUGGAUCUAGACUGUUCUCAAUGGUACCAGAUGACAGAACAAGGGGGAAUGGUCUGAAGUUGCAGUGGGGAAAGUUUAGGUUGGAUAUUAGGAAAAACGCUUUCACUAGGAGGUUGGUGAAGCACUGGAAUGGGUUACCUAGGGAGGUGGUGGAAUCUCCUUCCUUAGAGGUGUUUAAGGUCAGGCUUGACAAAGUCCUGUCUGGGAUGAUUUAGUUGGGGAUUGGUCCUGCUUUAAGCAGGGGGUUGGACUAGAUGACCUCUUGAGGUCUCUUCCAACCCUGAUAUUCUAUGAUUCUAAGAGGGGUAACUGUAGUAGUCUAUAUUUAGCUAUCCAAAGGGGUCCUGUAUUCUGUUAAUUCAGGGAUCAAUAAUUCAGUGAUUAUACCCAUCACCCAUGCCACCUGCCCAAUUUCAGAUCAGUCUCAUUGAAUUCGCUGGGGGUGGGGGCUGAAGGAUGGAGGGAAUGUUUAUAACUGAAAUCACCAAAAUGUGUUUUGUAAGGUUAAUGUUAAUCGGAUCUGUUCUGCUCUCCUUCUCAGAUAUUUUCUCUGAGAAUCCCGGAGAAAGAAAGGAGCAGGUGUUACCAUCUUGGCUACCAAUCCCCAUGGUAACUCUAUGCACUAGCAAUUUUCAAAGUGUGGACAGAGCCUCACAAUGGAGGCACAGGAAUGUGUCAAGGGAGGCAUGAUCAUUCUGGGUUGUUUGGUUUGUUUUAAAGAGCACUUGCUGUCGGCCCCAGUUGGCUGGGGCUCAUGAAGAAGGAACAGGCCUAGCUGGGAGUUGUGGAUCAAUGCUUAGGCUGUCAAACCCAGGUGGAGCAGCAACACAGAAGUAGGCGUGGCAAUACGGUGAUAAGUGUGCUGUGAACAACGAUAUUGAUCAAUAUCACUUUUCAUGUGGCCACCCUAAAUUCUGUGCUGCUAUUGGAGACCUUCAGAGCUGUGCACAUUGCCAGCAACUACUCUGCCUUGAGAGCUAGGUGGUGAUAUAUGUGCUUUUAAGGGUGGGGGCCUAUAUAACCACAGACACAAAAACCGGUUUAUUUACUCCACCUCUGACGAGGGGAGUAGCGCCGAAAUCGAUAUUGCCAUUUUGAAUUAGGGUUAGUGUGGAUGGAAUUCGACGGUAUUGGCCUCCGGGAGCUAUCCCAGAGUGCUUCAUUUUGACCGGUUUAGAGGGUCUUUUAAGUAAAAAAAAAAAAAGGGGGCUUUGUCGUGUGGACGUGUGCAGGCUUAAUUCAAUUUAACGCUGCUAAAUUUGACCUAAAUUCGUAGUGUAGACCAGGGCUAAGUAUUGGAAUAUCCAACAGCCAGAAUAUGUUUAUCACCCUGGACCUGGAACCAGUAACCCCUGAACUCAUCCAUGCGUGCUCCCAGAUCCUGAGUGUACACAAGGGACCUCUGCUGCAAAUGUAUCUCCUUCGCAGAGGCUAGUGAAGAUUAGAAGGAGAAAGCGGCGGACUCGGAAUGAGAUGUUCUCGGAGCUCCAGAUGUCCUCCCACGCUGACAGAGCACAGCAGAAUGCAUGGAGUCAGUCAAUGUCAGAGUGCAAAAAAGCACAAUAUGAACAAGAGGGGAGGUGGCAGGGUGAAUCGCGGGCCGAAGAGAGCAAGUGUCGGGCUGAAGAGGAUAGGUGGUGUCAGAUUGCUGACAGAAGGGACGAGUCGAUGCUCCAGCUGCUGGAGCAUCAAACUGAAAUGCUCCAGCAUAUGGUUGAGCUGCAAGAAAGGCAGCAGGAGCAGAGACCGCCGCUACAGCCCCUGUGUAACCAACAGCCCUCCUCCCCAAGUUCCAUAGCCUCCUCACCCAGACGCCCAAGAACACGGUGGGGGGCCUCCAGCCACUCAGCCACUCCACCCCAGAUGAUUACCCAAGCAUCAGAAGGCUGGCCUUCAAUAAGUGAUAAAGUUCUAAAGUUUUAAACUGCAGUGUGUCCUUGUCAUUCCCUCCUCCCCCACCCCACCGGGCGCUUUCUUCCUCCCCCACCCCUCCCGGGCUACCUUGGCAGUUAUCCCGCUAGUUGUGUGAUGAAUUAAUAAAGAAUGCAUGAAUGUGAA
Molecule: messenger RNA, 4896 nt
Organism: Malaclemys terrapin pileata
Lineage: Eukaryota; Metazoa; Chordata; Testudines; Emydidae
Product: zinc finger protein 436-like
Exons: 5
Coding region: 23-1768 (581 amino acids)
Biological process (GO): regulation of transcription by RNA polymerase II
Cellular component (GO): nucleus
Molecular function (GO): DNA-binding transcription activator activity, RNA polymerase II-specific; RNA polymerase II cis-regulatory region sequence-specific DNA binding
Source: RefSeq, a predicted model, not a curated record